Messenger RNA from Benincasa hispida (wax gourd), 4060 nucleotides. RefSeq lists its product as uncharacterized. The record is from RefSeq and is a predicted model, not a curated record. NCBI's taxonomy places the organism in Eukaryota, Viridiplantae, Streptophyta, Magnoliopsida, Cucurbitales, Cucurbitaceae.
UACCCCCCCGGCCCUGACGUUUAGAAAAUCCUUUCAUCUUAUUCUCUUCUCUCCCGUACUCUCUCUUAUCUAUCUCUUUCUUUGUUAUCAGAGUUUUCUUCGCUGGGACGGACGACCUUGACGACGGCACCGACGGUCUUUGGACUCAUCGGAUCAUCUCAUCUUCUUCAACCGAACGAUUUCUGGUUUUCAUUCUCUAUUUAAUUGGCUUCUCAUUUUUAUAUAAUCUUUUUGCUGCCAUGGCUUCCGCAUCUGCUACUCUUCCCAAUCCCCCAGCUUCUAUCCACUCCAUCCCCUGGGAUAUCUGAAUACUUUUAACUUAUCAAUUUCACUGCUUCUGCUGGUUUCCGAUUAUCCAGGCAUUUAUGGAGGAUUAGUAUUCUGUAUCCAAGCUUUCAACAUUUUUUUUAGCUCCUAGGGUUCUUCAACUUUCUUGAAAUUUCUUUAUUCCUAUUUCUAUUCGGAGGCGGUAUUAGGGUUAGGGUUUCCGGUGGGAGGUUGCCGGAGGCGAAGAUCGAGGAUUGCCCGUGGUUUUGGGGUUGGUUGCGUUGUUGGAUUCUUGACGUGGAGCUUGGGCGGCGUGGGUUUUGGGGAUAAUGUGUAUACUGUGCGUGAUUCAGAAGUGGUCUCGCCGGGUUGCUACAAUGCUUCCUUGGUUAGUUAUUCCGCUGAUUGGACUGUGGGCGCUCUCUCAGCUUUUGCCGCCUGCAUUUAGAUUUGAGAUUACAUCACCCAGGCUUGCUUGUGUUUUUGUGCUUUUGGUUACCCUCUUUUGGUAUGAGAUUUUAAUGCCUCAGCUGUCAGCUUGGCGGGUGCGCAGGAACGCACGGCUUAGAGAGAGAAAGAGAUUUGAAGCUAUUGAGUUGCAGAAGCUCAGGAAAACAGCAACUAAACGAUGUCGGAAUUGCUUGACUCCAUACAAGGAUCAAAAUCCUGCCGGUGGGCGGUUCAUGUGCUCCUGCUGUGGUCAUAUUUCUAAAAGACCAGUUUUAGACUUGCCUAUACCACCGGGGUUUUCAAAUUCUGGGAUCAUUAAGGAACUUGUUGGAAAGAGUGGGAAAUUGUUGAACCAGAAGGUAUGGCCAGAUAAUGGGUGGAUAUCUGGCCAAGAUUGGUUGGAGAGCGGCGCUUGGGUUGGAAAGUCCGUUGCAGGAAAAUCUAGCUAUUGGAGGCGGAAUGGUUGUGGAGGAGAUGAACAUUGUUUGGCAGAAAAGUCAUACUCGGGUAUUGUGAUUUUCUGCUGUAAGCUUUUUACAUCUUUUUUCUUGAGCAUUAGAUGGCUUUGGAGAAAAUUGUUUAGGAGUUCAUCAAGAGAAGACAAUUUAUCUGAUUCUGAGCAUAGGGGGCUACUGGCCAAGAUGGGCGAGAAUGGGGGUAACUUCCCGGAGAGUAGGGUUGAAAAAGCACGCAGAAAAGCUGAAGAGAAAAGGCAGGCUAGAUUAGAGAGAGAAUUAUUGGAGGAGGAAGAGAGGAAACAGAGGGAGGAGGUUGCUAGAUUGGUGGAGGAACGGAGGAAAUUGAGGGAUGAGAAAAAGGGUGUUGAGAAGGACCGUGAUAGAACAUCACAACUUUUCAGAGAGAAGGAUGGGAAAAAGGAGGCUGAAAAGAAACGGCAGGAGAGGAGAAAAGAGAAGGACAAGAAUUCAAGUAAGAGUAAUUCAGAUGCAGAAGAGUUGGAGAAGAAAACUGGUAAAGAAACUGAACGAAAGCGAGAUUUGGAAAAAAAGAGUGAGACUGAUCGCCGCGAGGGUCACAAACUUGGGCCGGAGAGUGCUAAAGGCCAGAGCAUAGUGUGUCAUAGUGUAAAGAAUAUCCCUGGAAAUAAUUUUGGCCGAGGAUAUGCUGGUUCUAGGUAUCUUGAUCGUAUGCGGGGUACCUUUUUAUCUUCUUCUAAAGCAUUUGGUGGUGGUAGUUUGUUUGGAAAGGUCUAUAAUGCUCCAGCAUCUGUUGUUAAAGACAAGUCUAACAGUUCUGUGGAUCAUGUAAAUACCUCUGUUUCUACUAGAGAUAUGUCAUCUGAGCGUGCGAUUGGGAAAUCUGCUUUGAAUGGAGACGAUAAGAACAUCAACCAUCCAGUAUUCACUGAAUCACAAGCUGUUGUGGCACCUAAAAAAUCUUGGCAACAGUUAUUUACACGUUCACCAUCUGUUCCUUCAUCCACUAGUGCCAAUGUUAUAAGUAGGCCAGUAGUGAAGCCCUCGCCAGAUAUUAGCAAUCCACAACUUCCUGGGCAAGUUAUAGGGUCACAGUUGUCUGGGCAAGUUUCUAGACCCCAGUUACCUGGGCAGUUAUCAUCAACACAAUCAUAUGAUAAUCCUAUUAGUUUUGGUCUGCCAUCACCAUUUACCAUAUCCACAUAUCCUAAGGGUCCUACAAGUAGUAGUAUAGGUUUUUCACCUGUAAUUGAACCUCAUUUUUCUCAUGCUGCUGAAGGGUCCCAUGAAAGCAUGCCUGAGGAACCAGAGCUUUUUGAAGAUCCUUGUUACAUACCUGAUGUAGUAUCCUUGUUGGGUCCCGUGUCAGAGUCUCUUGAUGAUUUUCGGUUAGAUGUAGGAACUGGCUUUGUAUCAGAAAUUGGAAUGGAAAGACCACGGACUCUAAAGACUGCUUCUUCGGAAAUUAACAAACCAUCUCCAAUUGAGUCACCUUUAUCACGGGAAAAGCAUAACUGUUCUAAUCAUUUCCCCAGCACCCCAAAGGCAUUGGAUCUGAGAAGUCCUCCCAAGGAUGAAAUGAAUGCAAAUGAUAAGGGAACAUGGCAGAUGUGGAAUAGUUCUCCCUUUGGCCAGGAUGGUUUAGGUUUAGUAGGUGGCCCAGCUGGCUGGAUUCUUCCUGCUGAAUCUAAUAGACUAAAUAAGGAUGAUUUUUUCCACCCUCCUCAGAAAACUAUUCCACCAACAUUCAUUAAAGAGGAUCAAGUUUUGUCUGGCACACUUCCUUCUCAGAAUGUUUUCCUUGGUAAUGGCCAAAGUGUUGGGACAUUUAACCCAGUUAUGAGUUGCGAUCAUGAUCCAUGGUUAAAGAAGCCUUUCUAUCCGCCAUUGUCUAGAAGUGAGAACAAUUUCACUGUUGUGCCUCAGGAUGAAACUGUUCAGAAUGAAAUGAUAUAUGGUAGCCCCAGCAGAUCUUCCACUGGCCAUCCAUUUGAGCUGCCUGCCACUACCUGUUGGCCAAAAGAAUGGGAAGCACAAGGCUCAGGGAUGGGUGCUGGAAAGCCAUCGGUUGUGAAGCCGCCUGUUGGGGGUCUAUUUCCCUCACCAGAUGUACAGUCACUGUGGUCUUUUGAUAUGAAAACCGGAAACUAACACUAUAAAAAGAGCUUAUUAAAAAAAAAGGAAAAAACACGACUCCUGUUCUGGAGAGGCAAAUAGUCUCUUUGGUAUAUGGAGUGUUUAGAAGAAUACUGGAAUCCAAUGUCUCUCGUCCUCCUCUCCUCUUGUAAGGGAGAUUGAUGUUUACUUAGAGUAGCACGGAUAGGAAAUACACGUGGCAUGCAUUUAUUUGUGCAUCAGGUAACCGUAGGGGUCGUCAUCCAUAUAAUUCAUCAUAUUUUAAAAGCUUCUAUAACACUUGCUAGAGAGGAGGAGCCCCCCCUUUUUGAGGAAAAAAAAUAGAAUUUGUUCAUUGGAGCUAUAUUCCCUUCUCGCUCUUGCUUGCAUGCCUCACUACUAAUCACGUGAAUGUCAUCUCAAAGAUGUGUUGAUUAUACCAUUAGGUCAUCAAAUCGCUGGCUCGUCCUCUCAUAUAUAUAUUUAUUACACUCACUCAUCUUAAAGAAAUAGAGUUCACUCUCCUCUUUUGUCAGCAUGGAAAUUGAUAUAUGAUACUUGUUAUCCCCACUUUGAAGACACCCCUAAAUCCAACUUCUUCUCAUGUGUAUAAUUUUAGUGUAGUUUUCAGUUGCAUUGAAGAUGGGAUUUUAUCAUUUACUCUCCCUCUGAGCUGCAUAUGAACAUUUUGAUUCCUGUGCUGUUUGCUAUAUUUGAUUGGUUUCUAUGCCUUUGCCAUAUCCCAUUAACUGUAUCUCCAAAUUCAAUUAUAAAAUUUGAUUCAAGAGGAA